AUGUCACCCUCACCUGCUUCUCCCUCCUUCUCUCCGUCUGCUCCUCCUCCAUCCACUUUACCACCUCUCUCGCCAUCUUCCUCCUCUGCUGCUGCCUCCCCCCAGCCUACUCAAGCCCAGUUGAACCUCGCCGCGUUGGCCAGGUCUCCGUCAUCGCCGCGGACCAUGCGAGGCUUGCGCAAGAUCAAGUCCCAUCAGGUUCUCUCUUCCCAUCCGCCGCCGCCGCCGCCUUCGUCGUCGGGGCGCCUCUCGGCCGGCGCCGAGGAGCUCACCGCGCCCGGACCACAACUUGACUCCCCCGUGCGGCUUCGCAGCACGCAUCGUCGCACACGUUCUAAUAGUGACGCUUCCUCCCGCGAGCCACCAAUACUUGCAACGCACCGCCGACCCGGUAGGAAGACCGGUUCUGGGUUUGGAGUCAAAAGAUCUCUGCUCGAGUCGCUUCUGCGCGAUGGUCCGCAACAUGGGAACAUUCGGGAAGGUCUACAGGAAUUGCGUUAUCUGGUUCUCUCGACGCGCGUUGAAGCAGACGCCGAUGGCAUGUCUACCUAUCGAGUAUACCUCUGGCUCGUCCUUCUCGAUACGCCCCCCGUUUCGACCGACGAAUACCUCUCCCUCAUUCACCGAGGUCGUUCCCCCGCCUAUGCUAAGAUCCGCAAUGAUACCUUUCGCACACUGGCCACCGAUCCCCUUUUCAAACGGCGCGUCACGGAAGCCAGUCUAAUUCGACUCCUCAACGCCGUCGCAUGGAAGCUUCACGAUGCGAAGAACAAGCCUCGCUCCCGUCCACGACUUUCGACCGGCCGCCGGCGCGAGAUGGAGCUCCUCAUCAACACACCUCCCAGCAUAGCAGAAGAACCCUCCUUGACUGGGAGCACACCUGGCAGUGUGAUCAGCAACAGCACCGGCAGCGCUUUCGGCAGUCCCGGCAUUACCAAUGAAUCUGCCAUCUACGUACAGGGAAUGAACGUCUUAUGCGCUCCAUUCCUCUACGCCGCCCGCAGUGAGGUGGAGGCUUUCGCCCUCUUCCAUUCCUUCAUCCUCCGCGAAUGUCCGGGCUACAUCCGGGGAGCUAUGGACGGCGUCCAUCGGGGGUUGCGACUUGUCGAUCGAUGUUUGGAGAUCGUCGAGCCCAAAUUAGCAGCUUACCUCUUUUCCAAGGGUCUGCAGGCCGAGCUGUACGCAUUUCCCUCCGUGUUGACCCUGUGUGCAUGCACGCCCCCUCUCCCGGAGGUCCUGCACCUAUGGGACUUCUUGUUCGCGUACGGGCCACACCUGAAUAUCCUAUGCAUUGUCGCGCAAUUGAUCCGCAUGAGGGAUGUGAUCCUGGACAGCCCAAGUCCCAACAAAGUCCUCCGAUCCUUCCCUCCCCUUGACGCCAAGGAGAUCAUCGCUUUGACCGUCUUGCUGGUUCGCAAAAUCCCUGAACCGCUCUACGCCGAGUUAAUCGACCACGCCAAAUGA
This is a messenger RNA of Aspergillus homomorphus CBS 101889, 1464 nucleotides long. RefSeq names its product TBC-domain-containing protein. The transcript has 3 exons. NCBI's taxonomy places the organism in Eukaryota, Fungi, Ascomycota, Eurotiomycetes, Eurotiales, Aspergillaceae. The coding region runs from base 1 to 1464 and encodes 487 amino acids. Gene Ontology annotation, cellular component: mitotic spindle pole body. The record is from RefSeq and is a predicted model, not a curated record. Gene Ontology annotation, biological process: negative regulation of septation initiation signaling; activation of GTPase activity. Gene Ontology annotation, molecular function: GTPase activator activity.